Molecule: messenger RNA, 1746 nt
Organism: Lineus longissimus
Lineage: Eukaryota; Metazoa; Nemertea; Pilidiophora; Heteronemertea; Lineidae
Exons: 5
Coding region: 116-790 (224 amino acids)
Source: RefSeq, a predicted model, not a curated record
GUACCUGUCGCCAGUACUUUCGUACCAGAAAUUCGUUUAAAUUUAGCUAUAGUACUGUACAAUUAGUAAUACGUUUUUGGCAAUCAUUUUCUUGCCGACUGGCAUGCCAUAAACUAUGUCUACUUUAUCCAUUUCACCGACCGUGUUUUUGCUCUUUAUCUUAAUACUAGUAGUUGGAUUGCCAAAGGUAGCACCAGCAACAUACAAUACUUGCAGGGGUGGCUUUCUGAGCGUACCUCGCUACUGCACAAACUUCUGGUUCACCGAAUGCUGCCGGUCAGGAUACUACUCUAGCGCGACAUGCUGUUUGUGGUCUUAUACUAGCUGCUAUGACGGGUAUAACUCAAACGUGGAGUGUACAAAAAUGACAGAUUCCAAAUGUUGCAGAUGGAGCACAGGUGGCUCUUCCUCUUGCUGUAACUCUUACUGGUACUCGUACACCAGCAGUUCAAGCAGGGCAGGCAGAAGCAACUCAGUAAUUGCGGCUGUAACUGGUGGUACUAUUGGCUUUAUCGUUAUCCUCGUUUUGUGUAUUGUGAUACCAAUGGUAGCGUGCGGCGCAUGCGCAGCAAAAAAACCCACUAGGACCACUACAACUAUGGUUAUGCGAAUCCAGGCAAGCCGCGCCAACAACCAGGUCCAUCCCGGAUACGGAAACCCACCGGUGUAUGACGUGCAGCCACCAUCAUACAGCCAGCAAGGGCCAACUGCUGGAAAUCAGAUGUACCCUCAACCAGGCGGCAUCCCACCUCCGGAAAAAUGUGGUGCUGUGUACCCCCCAGUUGAUUAAUUUCAUUAACUAUCGACAUUCUCCCCUAUUUUUGGCCCUCUUAGUGAUGAUGCAAAAUUUAUAUUCAUGGCCGAGUUUGUAGCUCUCCAUUUCUCAAACUAUUGAAGCCAUUAAUAUUUUUACAUUCAGUGUGAAACUUCUGAGGCGAUACGUUUCAGAACUCCUUCUAAAAGACUGGUAUGUAAGGAUUACAUCUUCCUUCAUUAGUCGUGUGUGUUUUAUGACUGACAUUAUUUGGAAAUUAGCCAUUUGUCGAUACGUAAUGAUUGCCAUUUCCCCUCUACGAAUGUAUAUUGAACUGUAGAGACUUCCGCAAUACAGGAAGCGUGACUUCCAACGUGGGUACGCCACGCUCAUUUUGCGCAAGAUUAACACAUCCGGGACCUUUGAUGACUUCCGACAGAGGUUAAUGCAAAUUGCAUUGCAAUGAAGAAACGAUUUAUCAAACAGUGACAAGCGUUGGAAAUCCGCUGGCAAGCGCGCAGCUGGCCCUUCUCAUGCUGGUGCAAGUGAUUCUCAAGGUCUCAUCAGGCUGUGGACCAUUGCCAGGACAAGUACCGUAUUGGACCAGCAUUGGACGUACAUCGCAUGGCCAGUCGAAAUCCCGACUACAUUGAUUCCAGAUGAGAAAUUCUCCGGGUCCUACUUAACAUUCAAUGCACGUAAAAAGGCCUCGAAUUAAAGGUUAUCUCAAGACUUCUUUUAUUCUCCGUUUGAUCGAUGAUGACCUAACCUUAAACAUCAUGUACUCUCUCUAAAUAAUGAAAGAGUCAGCCCAUGUCGAAAACCCCGAUGAAACUCAUAUUCAUUCUUAUUUAGAUUGGUUUACACAGGUACUUGAAUGUACAUGCGGUGUAAAUUCCAAAAAAGUAUAGAAACAUUGUACAUUCUAAGUUUUCUGUAAGACUGUGGAUUUGCAUUAUGAAAUUAGGUUUACUAUAAAAAUCGAAUCAGGA